Aureobasidium musti is the source of this 261-nucleotide messenger RNA. NCBI's taxonomy places the organism in Eukaryota, Fungi, Ascomycota, Dothideomycetes, Dothideales, Saccotheciaceae. The record is from the annotation of a GenBank genome assembly.
AUGGCUCAAACAUUCGACGUCACGGCUCUUCGCAAGCACUUCCCUGCUCUGGACAAGAAGCAAGUGUAUUUUGAUAAUGCAGGUGGCAGUCAAGUCAUUCAAGAGGUGAUUGACUCAGUCUCUGAAUAUCUGUCUGGCACGAAUGUGCAGCUGGGUGCUUCUUACCCAGUGGCUCAAAAGUCGACCAAUCUGUUUGCAGCAGGCAAGGACGCUGUUGCCAAGUACAUCAAUGCCACAUCGGAUGAAAUUGGUAAGCAUUAG